UCCACUACUGGCCCUGAGGUGACUGUCACUGGAGCUGGAUCCGUUCAAUAGUGGGGUUUACUUAGAUGGACAGUAGAAAGAGAGAGAAGAUGGAGAAGAUGGAGAGAGAGGGAGGGAGUGAGACAGAGGUUGUCGUGUUUGCAAGGGCUCUAGAGGCCAGUCUGGCAGAGAGGCAGGGGGCCCUCCAGCAGAUCGGACUCUCUCUCGCUGGCAUCUCUUCUCUAUUCCAUAUCCCGGGAGUUCCGUUCGGUGGUGCUCCAGUUCCAGCCGCCGGCACUGCCCUCCCCGGACCAGCCACACCACCACUGCCUCCUCUUCCUCGUGGAGCUGCGCAGACUGUUUGCUCUCCUCCUGGCUACCAGACGCAAGCGCUGAAGGCUGCGUUCACGGAGCAGGCGUCUGUGACGGUGGUACAGCAAGACGUCAGCGAAUUCACCCACAAGCUGUUGGAGUGGAUUGAGAUUGCCUUCAAGACUGCCAGUGGUGGAAGUAACAUGUGA
Geodia barretti is the source of this 500-nucleotide messenger RNA. The record is from the annotation of a GenBank genome assembly. Lineage: Eukaryota; Metazoa; Porifera; Demospongiae; Tetractinellida; Geodiidae.